Molecule: messenger RNA, 4995 nt
Organism: Nanorana parkeri
Lineage: Eukaryota; Metazoa; Chordata; Amphibia; Anura; Dicroglossidae
Gene: COL18A1
Product: collagen type XVIII alpha 1 chain
Exons: 40
Coding region: 58-4776 (1572 amino acids)
Source: RefSeq, a predicted model, not a curated record
GAGGACAAAUCAAUGUGAACAGUCAAAGUUUGUGUAAGGGAUCAGAGCCUCUCUGCUAUGGCUCCGACACAGCUUUGGCCUGUGCUGGCUAUCCUGCUGUUGACCUUACCUGCACUGCCUCAUGCACAGCUCUUUAACUGGCUUGGCUGGGGUGCAAAGCCAACAAUUCCUGCUGAACAACUGAAGACAACCAUCGAGCCUGCAGUUGUGGCUACUACUGCAGCACCUCAUUCCUCUGAUUCAUUAUCUCCCGAAGGAAGCAGCCUUCCUAAAGCAAGGACAAUUGUAGGCAAGGAGACCUCUUCUACAGUAAGGGAUGAAAAGGACAUCACAAUUGCAACGUCUCCAUCUUCAGAGCCUGCAGCUACAACAUCUUCAUCUGCAGCUGCGUCUUCUCCAUCUAACCAGACUUCUAUCCCAGCCGCUUCAACAACAAAUUCAAGCACAUCAACCACACAGAAACAGCUUGCUGGCACUGUGACUACAGCAGCCUCUUUGAACGAUCAGCUGCAAAUUCCAGAAUCUCCUGCGACUGUUAAAAAGCCUCCAGAAAAUCAGAUUUUCAAUAUUUUUCAGAUUCAUGAAGGGGGGCUAAACAGUGGUUCUGAUGUUCAGCAUGCAACACCUACAUCAAAUGAUGUAUCCACCUCUCUGCCUGAGGCCUCAACCACUCAGAAGACUAAAGAUAAAAAUAUUGCAGGCGUGGGUGCUGAGAUCUUAAAUGUUGCUGAAAAUAUUCGAGAUUUCAUGAAUGUUUGGGAAGAGAAAGAUAAGGACUUGCUACCUUCUACUGACCAACCACCUGCUGAACAAGAGUUAGGGGAGUUAAUCAAUGUAACCCUUCAUGCAAAUCAAAGUGGCAACCUAAGUCAGUAUGGCAUGGGGCAGGACAACAGCAGCAACACCACAGAAAAAUAUACACAUAGCCCAUUAGCCCUUUCCAAUAACCAGACCCUAAACGUCACCCAGGUGCCUUCAAGAAAUGUUACAUCUGCUCAACCAGAACGGGUGAAUGUAGAAGUUGGCCUCCUGCAGCUCAUUGGAGAUCCACCACCAGAACAGAUCACCAAAAUCUUUGGCCCUGACAAGACCCCUGGCUAUGUAUUUGGAGAAGAUGCCAACACAGGACAGGUGGCACAGUACCACCUUCCAAGCCCCAUGUUUAGGGACUUUUCUAUUCUGUUCCACAUACAGCCUACCACUAAAAAGGCUGGAAUGCUGUUCUCCAUCACUGAUGCUUCACAGUCUAUUGUGUACGUUGGGGUGAAGCUAUCGGAAGUCAAAGAUGGCAAGCAACAGAUCAUUUUUUUCUACACCGAGCCUGGAUCAGCAGUGUCCUACCCUGCUGCCACCUUCACUGUCCCAGCAAUGACGAACCAAUGGACGCGCUUUGCUCUCAGUGUGGAAGAAGAGGAGGUUACCCUGUUCAUGGAGUGUAAUGAACUGAAGAGAGUCCGUUUUGAAAGGUCACCUGAUGAGAUGGAGUUGGAGGAUGGAUCUGGGCUUUUCGUGGCUCAGGCUGGAGGGGCUGAUCCCGACCGCUAUCAGGGUGUAAUAGCAGAGUUAAAAGUCAAGAGUGACCCGAGAGCUGCAGAACUUCAAUGUGAAGAGGAAGGAGAUGAUUCUGAUGGGGCAUCUGGAGACUUUGGCAGUGGCCUUCCAGAAGAGGAAGAAGUUGAGGUGACUCGACCUCCAGCAGUAUUAGAACUAGUUCCUAUCACAGUGCCCCCCAUACAGAGGCCAUCUGUGUGGGUCACAGCCAAAAUCAUUGAAGCUCUUGUUACAGGCAAACCGGGACAGAAAGGUGAGAAAGGAGACAGAGGUGAGCGCGGCGAGAAGGGCAACAUAGGUCAAGCUGGGUCUAAAGGAGAUUCUGGUACCAGUACAAGUGGGGGCCUUGCCUCUAAAGGUGAUAAGGGCCAGAAAGGAGAGCUUGGAGUCAAGGGUGGUGCUGGCUUUGGUUAUCCUGGUCCAAAGGGACAGAAAGGAGAACUUGGAUUACCUGGCCCACCAGGACCAUCUGGAUCCUCCGGGCCUUCCGUUGUGCAGAAAGCUGAUGGCACUACCGUGCAGCAGAUCACAGGGCCACAAGGCCCCCCAGGUCCUCAAGGGCCCCCAGGAAAAGAAGGAGAGCCUGGGGAAGUUGGACCUCAGGGAUUCCCAGGAACUCCAGGUGAUCCAGGGCAGAAAGGAGACAAGGGUGAUCCUGGUGUUGGAAGUAGAGGAGCUCCAGGCCCAGCUGGACCCCCAGGCCCACCUGGCCCAGCUUCCAAAAUGGAUAAAUUGACAUUCAUUGAUAUGGAGGGUUCUGGCUAUGGCCCAGAUUUGGAAAACUUUAGGGGACCACCUGGUAUACCUGGCUCACCUGGCCCUCCUGGAGUACCUGGAUUACCAGGGGUACCAGGAACCUUUGGUGGAAACAAUACUGUAGUCCCAGGACCCCCUGGUCUACCUGGUCGGGCUGGACAAGACGGAAUACCUGGACCCCCUGGGCCUCCGGGUCCUUCUGGAAAAGAUGGAAUCCAGGGCCCCCCUGGAAUUUCUGGAGAGAGGGGUACUGAUGGUGAUAUCGGACUUCCAGGAGCUCCUGGAACCAAAGGAGGUACUGGGGAACCUGGCAUUCCUGGAACUCCUGGAGAAACUGGAUUAGCUGGACUUCCCGGACCAAUUGGACCCCGUGGAGUGCCUGGACCUCCGGGACCACCUGGCCCUUCUGGACGUGGAACUGCUGAUGGAUUUGAUGACAUGGAAGGUUCAGGGAUUGGUUUUGGUGGCCGAGGCAUACAGGGAAGGCCUGGAGUUCCUGGAGAGAAGGGAGAUGCAGGAUAUCCAGGACUUCCAGGACCAAAGGGUGAUCGAGGAAUUGCUGGUUUGGAUGGAAGACCCGGAUUGGACGGAUUCCCAGGCCCUCAGGGUCAAAGGGGAGACAAAGGUGAUCAAGGAGAACGGGGAGAACCAGGCCGUGAUGGAAUUGGAAUUCCUGGACCACCUGGACCUCCUGGGCAAAUUAUUUACAGAUCAUCGGAUGGCAGAGAUAUCAUUGGUGGAACAAGAGAGGGUUCUAGAGACCUCAAAGGAGAGCCAGGAGAACAGGGUUACACAGGCCUGCCUGGCCUAAAAGGAGAGAAGGGAGAAUCGGGAAGUAUGCUGGGCCCUGAUGGUACACUACUCACUGGAGGAGCGAAGGGUGACAUGGGACCAAGGGGCCCUGUUGGACCUAUGGGACCACUGGGACCUGCUGGACAGAAAGGAGAAAUUGGAUUACCUGGAAGACCGGGUCGCCCUGGUGUGAACGGACUUAAGGGAGAGAAGGGAGAAUCUUCUGAUCCUACUGGCUUUGGAAUUAGGGGGCCACCAGGUCUUCCCGGCCCACCUGGUCCUCCGGGGCAAACAGUUUAUGGUGACUCAAGUUCUAUUGGGCCACAAGGCUAUCCAGGUCAGAAAGGCGAGAGAGGAAUUCCAGGAGGGAAAGGGGAUCAAGGAGACAUUGGCCCUCCUGGACCACCAGGAACAUUCCCAUAUGAUUUCAGUACCUUUGGAAGGGGUGAGAAAGGACAAAAAGGAGAAUCUGGAGUUGGUGAUGGUCGAGGAUCUCAAGGACCUCCUGGUAACCCCGGAUAUCCUGGACUGCCAGGUGCUAAAGGAGAGAGCAUUCAAGGUCCUCCCGGCCCACGUGGUCCACCAGGAGCUGCUGGUGUAGGAUAUGAAGGAAGACAAGGACCACCUGGGCCACCAGGACCUCCAGGUUCCCCUGGACAACAAUCAUACCCUGGACCUGGACCCAAUAGACCAGUUUUAAGCAUUCCAGGACCACCAGGACCCCCUGGGCCACCUGGAACCCCAGGAGGAUCAGGAGGAUAUUCCACGGCCACUGUACUCCAGACUUAUCAGACAAUGCUUAAUGUGGGGCCGUCAUUGUCAGAAGGAACCAUUGUACUAGUGCUGGAACAAGCAGAGUUAUAUGUACGAGUCAGAGAUGGCUUCAGAAAGAUUCUUCUUGGAGACUAUGUAACCGGUAAUAAUCAGGGUAAUGAAAUUGCUGCAAAGCAACCUCCUGUGGUCAUUUAUCCUGGUAGCAGAGACUCCGGAUCCUAUCAGUCUACAGAUAUCAAUGUUCCUCCCAGGAAUGAAGCACCACCUCCAGUUAAUCCACAAGCUAUUCCACAGCCACCACCUCAAGUCUUCCCCAGGCCAGUGGAGCCAGAGGGUAAUGUGCCUAUACACACACAUGCAGAAUACCAGGCAGCACUACACCUUGUGGCUCUGAAUGCACCCCUAACUGGCAGCAUGCGUUCCAUACGUGGCGUGGACUUCCAAUGCUUUGAACAAGCCCGCAAAGCUGGACUUCAUGGCACAUUCCGAGCAUUCCUUUCCUCACGUCUUCAGGAUCUGUACAGUAUUGUCCGCAAAGCUGACAGGCUGUCUGUGCCAAUUGUUAAUCUCAGGGAUGAAAACCUGUUUGAGAACUGGGAGGCCCUUUUCUCUGGCUCAGAGGGACAGAUGCGUCCUGGAGCUCGCAUUUACUCAUUUGACGGAAGGGAUGUGGCAAGAGAUUCUACUUGGUCACAGAAGAUGAUCUGGCAUGGAUCUGAUGCCAAGGGUCGACGUCUAACGGAGAGCUACUGCGAGACCUGGCGCACAGAUGAAGGCAUAGUCACUGGCCAGGCUUCAUCUCUCAGCAGCGGGAAACUUCUAGAGCAGCGUCCUCAGAGCUGCAAUAAGAACUUCAUUGUCCUGUGCAUUGAAAACAGCUUCAUGCCUGGCGGCCAGAAGUAGGUGCACACUGAGCAGUCGGAGUGGUGCUGAUGCUGGCAGAGGCUGCACGUGGACUUCCUGAGAUUCCUUCUUGCGUCCAGAGACCAAAGAGUGUUUGAAGCUGCUCUUCUUGGAACAUUUAUGUGCAGCGUUACUGUCCCCUGGCUUCAUGAGGCCACAUCACCAGGAUACACUGUCUGAGCUAUUCCCUGCCUCAGCUUGACAACAGAACUUUUUUUU